CGUAAACGCCUUCUCCCACUAUCGACUGAGAUUUCAACAUUUUCCAAAAACCCCACUGAAGGGCUCCUGGAGGAAACUCCAAAACCCAGAAAACCAAAACAAUGCUGCCCAAAACCCCGAGGCCUCCUCCCCACCCGCGAAUCCCACCCAUCCUCUCCGCGGCCGCCUCCGCCGCCGCCACCGCAAUGGUGCUCCGCUCCCUCGCCAAUGACCUCAUCCCGCACGAGUUCCGACACGAGCUCUUCCUCAGGCUCCGCCGCUUCCUCAGCAGGUUCUCCAGCGAGCUCACCCUCACCGUCGACGAGUACGACGGGCUCUACCCCAACACCCUGUUCCAGGCCGCCGAGACCUACCUCGGCACUGUCAUCACGCCCGACACCAAGCGGUUCCGGGCGAGCAAGCCCGAGAGGGAGAAGCGGAUCAAGGUGUCGGUGGAGAAGGACGAGGAGCUGACCGAUUGGUUCGGCGGGGUUCCGAUCAAGUGGCGGUUGUUCUGCAAGGAUACCCCCGGGAAGUACGUCGUGAAUCCGGACUCGUUGGGCUACGGACGCGGCGCGGCGACUCUGAAGACAGAGGCCCGGUGCUUUGAGCUCGUUUUCCACAAGAAGAUCAAGGACAAGGUAAUCAACGAGUACUUGCCUUACAUAUUGGAGAAAUCAAAGAUCUUAAAAGAGGAGCAGAGAACACUGAAGCUUUGGACCCUAAAGAUCGAACGGGGCAUGGGGGGGCCAAGAUCAAAGCUGUGGCAAUCCGUGAAUCUGGACCAUCCAUCAACUUUUGACACUCUGGCUAUGGAAUUAGAGGCGAAGGAAAAUAUAAUGGCGGAUUUGCGGAGGUUUGUGAAGAGGAAAGAAUUUUAUAGGAGAGUUGGGAAGGCGUGGAAGAGGGGUUACUUGCUUUAUGGCCCCCCUGGGACUGGGAAAUCAAGCUUGAUUGCGGCCAUGGCGAACUACUUGAACUUCGAUGUGUAUGAUUUGGAGUUAACUGCUAUGUGGAGCAAUUCUGAGCUGAGGAACUUGCUCAUUUCGACGGCGAAUCAAUCGAUUUUGGUGGUGGAGGACAUUGAUUGCUCAAUUGAGUUGCAAGAUCGGUUUAAGGCGGCGAAAAAACCGGUGGUAAAACCUUUGGUGGGUGGGGAUCCUUUCCCUUACGAACACGGGUACGAUCACGGGUCUACCGGGGUGACUUUAUCCGGACUACUGAAUUUCAUUGAUGGACUGUGGUCAAGUUGUGGGGACGAGCGGAUUAUUAUUUUCACCACUAAUCACAAAGAACGGCUCGACCCUGCACUGCUGCGCCCUGGGCGGAUGGACGUGCAUAUCCACAUGUCCUAUUGCACACCUUGUGGGUUCAGAAUGCUUGCCCAAAACUACCUUGAGAUUUCGGAGCAUCCGCUCUUUACGGAGAUUGAACGGUUGAUGAAGAUGAAAAAAGUGACUCCGGCAGAAGUAGGCGAGCAAUUGCUGAAGAACGAGGAGGCUGAGAGUGCGCUGAGAGGUUUGAUUGAGCUGCUUGAGGAGGAGGGUUGA
Rhododendron vialii is the source of this 1529-nucleotide messenger RNA. Its product is annotated as AAA-ATPase At3g50940-like. The transcript is spliced from 3 exons. Gene Ontology annotation, molecular function: ATP hydrolysis activity; ATP binding. The record is from RefSeq and is a predicted model, not a curated record. Bases 102 to 1529 code for a protein of 475 amino acids. NCBI's taxonomy places the organism in Eukaryota, Viridiplantae, Streptophyta, Magnoliopsida, Ericales, Ericaceae.